This is a messenger RNA of Hyaloperonospora brassicae, 2697 nucleotides long. Lineage: Eukaryota; Oomycota; Peronosporomycetes; Peronosporales; Peronosporaceae. The record is from the annotation of a GenBank genome assembly.
AUGACGGCGUCUACGCGCGUGACGAUCGGCGCCGGUCGCCUCUCGAUCGCAGACGUCUGCGCGGUCGCUGCGCUCGACGCGCCGGUCGCUCUCGACGCGCCAGUGGCUCUACUUGCGACCGCGCCGGCCGCCUGUCGGCUCCAGUGGUCGGCGCGCUCGUGCGCCUCCGCCUCUCUCUCCUCUUGUGCGGCGUCUGCGUCGUCUGCGUCGCUUGCAGUGCGCCGCGCGACGCUCGUGCUGCUGCUGCACCGUCUGCUGCACUUGCAGUCGGUCGAGAAUGCGGCGCACGUGGCCGCACUGCUCAACCAGCCGCUCGAGUCGAGCGCUCCUGUGGCCGCCUGCGCCGUCGAUCUGCCCGUCGCGCUCGCCCCCGCAGCGCAGGCGCUCGUGCACCAGACGCCGCUCACGCUGUUGGCAGAGGCGGUGCUGACUGUCGGCGGGGCGCGCGCUCUGCUGCCGGUGGCGGACGCAGUGGCUGCGAUCACGUGCGAGUCGCUGCGCGUCGACUCGCGCGCUUUCGACGCAGAGUUUGUCGACAGCGCGCGGCCCCAUCGCGGCAUUCUCACGUCGGCGCAGAACCUGCGGCUGCUGCUGGACGGGUCCAAGUACGUCAACAGGCAGCAAGUGGACGUCGCGGCCAUGACCAGUGUCCGCUGCGUCCCGCAGUACCACGGACCGGUGCGCGACGCUGUGCUGAUGGCCUACAAGACUGUCGAAGCUGAGGUCAGCGGACUGGGGCGCUGGGGCGGGUCCGCCGACGUGGAGAUCCACCCGCAAGUGCUGCAGACAGCGCUCUCGAGCACGACCGACGCGCUGCACGUGCUGCUUCGAGGCAGUACGGAUCGUCUCCGGCUCCUCGGCGCUACGGCUGCUGACGUGCCGUGCACGAUCCACGCUGUCGCGCUCGUGGAGACAACUGCCGCUGCACUCGCACGUGAGCUCGUGCCAUCGUUGCAGUUUUUCACCGAGGAAGAAGCGCAGCUGAAACGUUCGCUGGCUGAGAAGACUGCGAAAGCGCACGAGGCAGCGGCGAAAGCUGCAGCUGCGGCGGCCAAGGAAGACGCGAAGCUCGCGGCGAUGUCGGAAGCACAGCGCAGCAAAAUCAUGGACAAACGCCGCAAAAAACUGGAGAAGCAGCAGGAAAAAGAGACCGCAAAGAAAAGCGGCAAAGAAGAGCUGAAGAUCGGUCUCGGUAGCCAGGCAGUGCGGCAGUACCUGCUCGCGAUUGGCGACGCGUGGCAGACGCGUGUGGAAAAGUCGGCGUUCGAUCUACGUGCUUCUGGCCUGUCGUCGUUCUUGGAAGGACUGUUUGUGCGUUUGGGCAGUGGCGGCGCUCGUCGCAAGCCGAAGAUCGCCAAGGGCUCGCAGGACUUUUUGCCGCACCAGAUGGCUCUGCGUGAGAAGAUCUUUAACAAGAUUCGCAUCGUUUUCAAGCGUCACGCCGGUGUCGAGAUUGAGACGCCUGUGUUUGAGCUGAAGGAAACGCUCACGGGCAAGUAUGGAGAGGACAGCAAGCUCAUUUACGACUUGGCUGACCAGGGUGGAGAACUACUGGCGCUGCGCUACGAUCUGACAGUGCCAUUUGCUCGCUUCAUGGCCCUACACAGCCCUGGCAACAUCAGGCGCUACCAUAUCGCUCGUGUCUAUCGCCGCGACAACCCACAGAUGGCCCGCGGUCGUUUCCGUGAGUUUUACCAGUGCGACUUCGACAUCGCUGGUACGUACGCACCCAUGCUCCCAGAUGCCGAGGUUUUGUCGAUUGGUAUCGAAGUACUGCAGCAGUUUCCGGAGCUUGGCCCUGUGAAAGUGAAAGUAAGCCAUCGAUUGCUCCUGGAUGCUAUUCUCGCGAUCUGUGGCGUGCCAGCUGACAAGAUUCGCACAACGUGUAGUGCGAUCGACAAGCUGGAUAAGGAGCCGUGGAGUGAAGUACGACGCGAGAUGGUGGAGGAAAAGGAUAUUCUGGAGGAAGUGGCCGACCGUAUCGAGCCGUUCGUGUGCAAAGUGGGCUCGCCGCGCGAAUUGCACGAACAGCUCGUGAAGGAAAACAUGUUUGGCGACAACGUUGACGCGCGCCGUGCCAUGGACGAGUUGGCGCUGCUCUUCAACUAUCUCGAGGCCAUGGGCGUCCUGGAUUAUAUAUCGUUUGAUCUGAGUCUUGCUCGUGGACUGGACUACUAUACGGGUCUCAUCUACGAGUUUGUGUUGACGAGUCCGGAGCACGAAGUUGGCUCGAUCGCCGCCGGUGGACGCUACGACAAUCUUGUGGGCAUGUUCUCCGCGACGGACCAGCAGAUCCCCUGCGUAGGUGUUAGUCUCGGUAUCGAGCGUAUCUUCGGCAUCCUCCAGGCCCAUGCCGAGAAGCAGAUAACUAGCGCGGCCUCCCCGUCACAAGUCCUGGUCGCGUCCACGAGCAAUGGUUUGCUGAUACCGCGAUUGGAGCUAUGCAAGCAGCUGUGGCUGUCUAACAUUUCGGCUGAAGUAAUGCAGACGGAGAACCCCAAGUUUAUCAAGCAGCUGCACUACGCUUUGGAAAGUGGCACGCCGUAUAUGGUGGUAAUUGGCGAAGACGAGUUAGCCAAGGGUGUCGUGAGGGUGAAAGACAUGGCGUCGAAGGAUGAGGUGACUAUUGAGCGUACCGAGCUUGUUGCCGAGCUGCUGCGUCGAGGAUGCCGAACGACCGAUACACUCAGUGUGUGA